AUGACCUACUCGCCGCCCGAACUCUACACCUUCCAUCCCAACCAAUUCGAAUUUCUCUCUUCCCAACCCGGCUCUCCGGUCCAAUUUCCGGCCCAUCAAACCCUACCCCCAACCCCAAAACAAUCCUCAUUACAGUACCACUCGGCCCUGGCCAAAACCCUCCGGGCCCGCAUCCACUCCCUGGCCCAUUUUGACGCCCGCGCCCAGGGCCAACAAAUUAGCCUGGCCCCGCCCACCAAUUUUGUCGUUGACCCGAACACCCCGAAUUUGGACUUGUACCUGGCUAAACAAGCCGAAGCCGCCAAACCCAGCUCCAUCUCCCCGCCCCCACAAUCCGUCGUUGAGUCCACGGAAUUUUCUGAGGACUCGGAGCCCGAGGACCCGUCGCCAUUGCAUACUGUACUCCCCGAAUACGCGGUCCGGCAUGGCGAGAAGCAGCUGGGCGGGGAACACCACAAGUCGCUGCAUAUGAUCGCACUCCUCGCGAGAAACCACUGCGAGAUCCCGCUGCAUCAGAUUGAGCCCCUCCUCCAACGGAAUAUCCGACUUCUGGUGGCCUUGAUGAAAGAUGACCCAGAGCAAUACCCGGUGUGGCACGACAUGAACGAGCAGUACAUCGACAUUAUCCAGGGUUGCGAUUCACUUGUUGGAUAUAUUCGGGCAAUCGCCGAGUGGCUGCCACUCCGGAGCAAGAAUGCGAAUAUCCGGCGCCAAGAACUGCACCCAGAAGUUGCCGCCAUCGUCUACCUGGCCCGUUUCCACCACCAUACCCCCGGGGAGUACCUCAAUUUCCCGAUUGAUGCCGAGAACCCGCACAUUGCCCAUAUUCAGGAUCUGUGCAACAAGAUUUAUCGCGAGGGCUCUAAAAUGCCGGCGAUGGAUCGCUUCUUCACCGACAUCCUCUACCGUAUGCAGCAGCUGGGCCAACAGGCCAACAACCUUGUCAACAUGGUCGGAAGCUAUGGGCAGCUAACCACGUUGUAU
Molecule: messenger RNA, 984 nt
Organism: Mesorhabditis spiculigera
Lineage: Eukaryota; Metazoa; Nematoda; Chromadorea; Rhabditida; Rhabditidae
Source: the annotation of a GenBank genome assembly